Molecule: messenger RNA, 2136 nt
Organism: Parascedosporium putredinis
Lineage: Eukaryota; Fungi; Ascomycota; Sordariomycetes; Microascales; Microascaceae
Source: the annotation of a GenBank genome assembly
AUGGUCGUGGAUACGGUCUCCCGAGUCCUUACCCCGGCCUCCGCCACCUCGCUCAACCACGAAACUAGCCGCGAUGCUGUGAGCUCUCGAAAGAGAAAACGGGAUUCGAGCGCCAUGGAGGAUCUCCUGAAACCUUCAAUAGUUCUCAAGGGCCAGCCACAUCCCCCAAAACUCCUCGCCAAGAAUGCCGUCCUCCAACCCUUGAUGAUUCUGCCCCGCAGCGAUUUACCUCUCUCUUACCUCGAUCUUAUUUCCUCAUGUGGCGAUCUUACACCAAGCCGCUUCUAUGAAUCCCAUGUCAGGAUUCUCGAUCUCGAAAAUCGUCGCGUUUCCACCUUGCCGACGCUCGGUGAGGGUACCAUGACCCCGCCUAGAACAUCCGCCGAGGCUCCAGGCCACAGCCCACGAGACUCUCUGAGGCCGUCACUCUCAACUCUUGGCGGUGAUUCCUUUGCGUCGUCUCAGCUACUUCCCGCUUCUCCGGCACCUCCAUGCUCUCUUCCACCUCCUCCGCCCUCCGGCGAGGAGCUCCUCGAGAACAUCCGAACCCAGUAUUUGGACGCCCUAUAUCGAUCAAAGGGAUCAUUAGCGUACUUUCCAAAGGCCCUCUCUCACGCGCGCGAGCAGAUUGUCCGGUCGUGGUGGCUGUCCAGCAAACCGGAUCUCACCGAGGGUGAAGCGGCCAUAUCGGAAUCCCAAAUCAAGUCUUACAUCUCUCUUCUGAGGUCGCGAGAGACCCAACUGCAGCUUAUCCUUGUCCUCGAAACCCUUGCCCUCGAACCACUCGUUGCUACGGUGGAAACAUCGGAGACUCAGCUUCCCGGAUUGCAAAUGUCGAUCGAAGCAGAGGAACCCAAGAAGAAGAAGGGCAAAGAACAAAACUUUAUAGACUUGGCCGAGAUGCAUGCCGAUUUGUUGUGCAUCUGGCAGUCCACUAUCUCUGACGAGAUUCGACUGUUGCAAGAUACGCAAAUCCCGGACCAGGUAAGGGAGGGCCAGCAAGUUCAGAAAGCCUCGUCCGAGCCUAUGAAAGACUUUUGUGUGGAUAUCAUUAUGCCAUUCUUCUCGGCGCGGCUCCCGGAACUUUGCGAUUCACUCAACAGAACGCUUGGCGGACCCAUCAUUCUCGCCUCUCCUCCCAAGUCCUCAAAGCCCACAAAGCCGAAGUCGGUCGCCACCAAGCAACCAAAGCCCGGUGCUGUUGCUAAGCGACCAUUGUUGGCGAAGGAUGCUCGGUCACUGCAGCGGGCAUUCUCUAACGAUCAACUCCAGCGGGACCGACGGAGUAUGUCCAGAGGUCCCAGCAGGGCCGUUGCGGCUCUUCUUUCUGCGACGGAAACGGCUAUCCCCGGCCUCAAGACAGAAACAAGCGACUCGCACUUGUUAAUGAAUAUUCCAAGAAUCAAAUCUGACUGUGGGCUCUUCAAAUCUGCCAGAGCGGGAUCUCUGUCGGGCAGCAAUAGCGUUUCAGGCGAUGAUCCGAAGGUCAAGAAGAAGGCCAUGGUCGAAGCAGAGCUCCAAGAUGCAAUCGCCGCACUAAGGAAGCCGAACAGACAGCUCGCAGGCGCUUCAGUCAUGGCGGCGGCCGAGAAGAGAGUUACCGGGAGCUUGUCACAAACGAGGAAAUCAAAGAAGCCAGUCCGCCAUACUCCAAGUGACCAGGUCAAGAUCAAGGCGACGCCGCUUCACAGCAGGAAGAGCUUCAGGGACGCGCUGCAGAGCAGCGUCUCACCGGCAUUCGACGCCAUUGGCUCAACACCUGCACGAACUUCCAGAGUAGAUAUGCUUGAUGCAACUCCGAUAGCGCCAACGAGCGCUAUAGCAUCAACGCCAGUGCGGCGGACGGUGAGCUCGGCUCCUGAACACGGAGAAGAGCAGAGCAUCCUACAGUCCUCACCUCUGAUGCCGCGACGAGCGGCGCCGAGCCAGCACCUCACCGUCCCUGGAACGGGGUCAUCCCGGUCGGCGGACCUCAGCGGCAUCCGAAGCCUAAAGGACAUAUUCCGCACCCCCGUGAAACCAAAGGCAAGCCUACCCCAAACCGUGGAGGCCAAGGCCAAUGAGAAGCCCGCUGCGGCUGAAAAGAUGUCGGUAUAUGAGAGGUUGGGAUGGGAUAAUGAGUUUGACGACUUAUGA